UACAAGUUAAACAUGGGUAAUUAACAAGCUGCAUGAAGAGGAGCCGCGACAUCAAUCUGGGGCGACAUGGUCAUGGUGCUGAACGGUGGACGUAGCGCUUUGCUGUGGGAGGUCACGGUGUGUGUCCUGUUCUGUCGGGCCGCUGUGCCUGCUGCAGUGGCCGCAGUCCGGGCCGUGGUGGUGAAGGAGGGCUCCAGCGCGCUCAUCGAGUGCGGCCUGAACCGGAGCGAGCAUCGCGUCCUCUGGUUCAGCCCCAAAGGCCGCCGCAUACUGGGGCAGCAGGAGGAAGGGGGAAAAUGGACGAUUUCCGACGAGGGCGAUUUGAACAUCACGGCUGUCACUUUUGAGGACAGGGGCAGGUACACGUGUGUGGCGGCCAACUCGUCCGGAACGUCCAACUAUACCGUCACCUUGCGGGUGGCCUACACCCACAGCGGUCUGGGCAUGUACUACGUCAUAGUUUGCCUCGUCGCCUUCACCAUCACCAUGAUCCUCAACGUGACGCGCCUCUGCAUGGUAAGUAGCCACCUGCGCAAGACGGAAAAGGCCAUCAACGAGUUCUUCCGCACGGAGGGUGCCGAGAAGCUGCAGAAGGCCUUCGAGAUCGCCAAGCGCAUCCCCAUCGUCACCUCGGCCAAGACGCUGGAGCUGGCCAAGGUGACGCAGUUUAAGACCAUGGAGCUGGCUCGGCAUGUCGAAGAGUUGGCACGCAGCGUGCCCCUCCCACCUCUCAUUCUCAGCUGCCGGACUUUAGUGGGGGAGGCGUCCGACGAGGCCCGAGUGAGCAACGCCGACCCUCUCCGACAGGCCAUCGCGGAAGGUCCGUGCCACAACGGGGAAGAAGUGAUGUCAGUAGCCGGGAGUGGCGGCACCCUCGAAAGCGAGGUACGCAACCGCCAGGGUCCCGCUUUCUCCCAGUCAGUUUACUCUGAUGCAGAUGCCGAUCCCCCUGCUGAAGACACCAAUGUCAGUGUCUCCAUGCUGGGAACCAGCAGCAGCAUUACAUGUGUCGUGCAUGAAUGCACCAUUUGAAUAACUGGUUUGCAAAGUUGUGUGGCUGAAAUAAUAUUUUAUGCACAGAAGGGCCAAUCAGAAUGUUCCAUAUCUAAUCACAGUUCUUCUAAUAUUUAAAUUAUUACAUCACAGUCAAUCCUAUGGUGGCAGUUAGAAAAAUAUAGACCCCCUCAACUUUUUUUUUUUUGUU
This is a messenger RNA of Scleropages formosus (Asian bonytongue), 1204 nucleotides long. RefSeq names its product microfibril associated protein 3. NCBI's taxonomy places the organism in Eukaryota, Metazoa, Chordata, Actinopteri, Osteoglossiformes, Osteoglossidae. The record is from RefSeq and is a predicted model, not a curated record. The transcript is spliced from 3 exons. The coding region runs from base 67 to 1032 and encodes 321 amino acids.